AUGCGACUCCAGGAACAGGACAGCGGGCCCCAAGGUGAGACAGAAUACGUCUCUAUAUGGAGGACCGACCUGGAACUGACCGGUCAGGGUCCACCUCAGACUUCAGGCAGCCCGUCCCAUCCAGACUGUCUGGAUUUCAGAAGUUUUCUCUUCAUCACAGAAGGAGCCGGGUGUGGUUCGUGGCUGUUUAGAGCCACCGCCGAUGAAGACAAGGAGAACAGGGGGUUAGCUGUUCCUGCCCCAGGAGGGGAGGCUGGACGCCUCCUGACUGAGGUCGUGGCCGCCAUCUUAGGACACGGCUGCGUCAUUCCUUCAACACCUGAACUUGGAGUAGACAUCUUGAAGAGGACCACCGGUUUUAUGUUUUAUAUUUGUAAGUUCACCUUAAGUUUUGAUCUUCUAUGGGAGCAUUUUCCUGUUUACCGUUUUGAGUCUGUGUGGCAGCGGUCCCUUCCAGCUCCUUCAAUGAUAGCCAAGCCCAUCGAGCUGAAGGAGGGAGCAGGACGGACCCAGACUCAGUACCGUUCAGAGAAACAGAGACACAAAGAGAUGGAGCUGAAAGUCAACAACAUGGAGGAGGAAAUGCAGGACCUGAGGACUGACAAAGAGAGUCUGGAACGAACACUUUCAGAACGGAAGAAGAAGAAGAAGUGGCAGGCAGAGCGCCAGCGUCGGGAUGAAGAGGUCGAGGAACUACGCAAGAGCAGCCAGCAGGAACUGGAUAACGUCUGGGCUCAACUCCGCAAGGCCCGAACCAGCAACGACAACGCUGCAUCUGAACAGCUGCAGACGGAGCUGGAGGAGGAAUGGAAGGGGAAGUGUGAACAGGCGGUGGCCGUGGCCAAAGAGCAGCACAGGAGAGAGCAGAGUGAACUCACAGAGCAGAGGGACGCUCUGCAGGACAAGCUAAACCAGCUGCAGGAGAAGUUCACAGCUCUGAAACAGUCGAAAGAGUCCGAAGAACAGAGUUUACUGCAGCAGCGGAGUCACACUGAGGAGCUGAACGCCCUUCAGGAAAAAUACACAGCCUUGGAGCAGCAGGGAACAGCUGUACGAGAGAAACUGGAGAGGAGAGUGGUUGAACUGGAGAACAAACUGGCAGAACAACAAGGUUCAGGAGACACUGCAGCAGAGGUGAAGCGUGUGAUGAAUGGAGUGUUCCAUUCUCUGCGAGGGGAGUUUGACCUCAGUGAGUCGUACAGUGGCCAGGCUGUGUUGGGGUGA
Molecule: messenger RNA, 1224 nt
Organism: Sphaeramia orbicularis (orbiculate cardinalfish)
Lineage: Eukaryota; Metazoa; Chordata; Actinopteri; Kurtiformes; Apogonidae
Product: FK506-binding protein 15-like
Exons: 11
Coding region: 1-1224 (407 amino acids)
Cellular component (GO): growth cone
Source: RefSeq, a predicted model, not a curated record